This is a messenger RNA of Acanthopagrus latus (yellowfin seabream), 6782 nucleotides long. RefSeq names its product protein phosphatase, Mg2+/Mn2+ dependent, 1Aa (gene ppm1aa). Gene Ontology annotation, cellular component: nucleus; cytosol. The transcript has 6 exons. The record is from RefSeq and is a predicted model, not a curated record. Gene Ontology annotation, biological process: protein dephosphorylation; negative regulation of canonical NF-kappaB signal transduction; positive regulation of canonical Wnt signaling pathway. Gene Ontology annotation, molecular function: protein serine/threonine phosphatase activity; magnesium ion binding; manganese ion binding. NCBI's taxonomy places the organism in Eukaryota, Metazoa, Chordata, Actinopteri, Spariformes, Sparidae. Bases 456 to 1610 code for a protein of 384 amino acids.
CAGAAAUAGCUUCACAGCGCAGCGCUGUUCCUGGGGGCUUGCUCUAUGCUCCUCAGAAGCUAACGUUAGCUAGCUAGCUGUCAAGCUGUCCAGUGGAGAGGCUGGGACAGACGUUUCAGCUUCCCCCAGGCUUGGCCACACAAAGCUCCGGCCCACAAAUUCCCAAGAAAAUCUUUCAGAACACACUUUUGAUCGCCAGCUGAGAUAAUGUAAUGCAUCACAGGCGCACGCAAAGAGGGAUCUCCGCACUUACACAAUUUUUAUGCACUGAGCCUUGAGUGACGACUGCUCAUUGCUAGCUAACUGGCUAGCUAGCCUAGCUAAACCGCUGCUAACCCCCAAGUUUCGUCGGUGUGCCUCUCUGGUGAGAACAGCGACCAGUCAGUCCGUUCCACCGUCGCGGCUUUCGUUGCUGUCAACCGAUAUUUGGGAUAUUUGAUCUUUAGAGGGACACAAUGGGUGCAUUUCUGGACAAACCAAAGAUGGAAAAAUAUAACUCUCAUGGUGAGGGUAACUGCCUGAGGUAUGGGCUGAGCAGCAUGCAGGGCUGGCGAGUAGAGAUGGAAGACGCACACACAGCAGUUAUUGGUCUGCCUCAUGGUCUCGACCCCUGGUCAUUCUUUGCAGUUUAUGAUGGGCAUGCCGGCUCUCAGGUGGCCAAGUACUGCUGUGAGCACCUGUUGGAACACAUCACCAGCAACCCAGACUUCCAGAGUGCCCUGCAGGACGACCCCUCUGUGGAAAGCGUGAAGACUGGGAUCCGCACAGGAUUCUUGCAGAUCGAUGAACACAUGCGGACCAUCUCCGAGAAGAAGCACGGUGUGGACCGCAGUGGUUCCACUGCUGUGGGGGUGAUGAUUUCUCCGAGCCAUAUCUACUUUAUCAACUGUGGCGACUCACGUGGACUCCUCAGCCGGGGCGGAGCGGUGCACUUCUUCACACAGGAUCACAAACCAAGCAACCCUCUUGAGAAGGAAAGGAUCCAGAAUGCAGGUGGUUCAGUCAUGAUCCAGCGGGUUAAUGGGUCCCUAGCUGUGUCUCGGGCUUUGGGUGACUUCGACUACAAGUGUGUGCACGGAAAAGGCCCGACAGAGCAGCUUGUGUCCCCUGAGCCUGAAGUUUAUGCAAUAGAGAGAUCAGAGGGGGAAGAUGAAUUCAUUAUAUUAGCAUGUGAUGGCAUAUGGGAUGUCAUGGCCAAUGAGGAACUGUGUGACUUUGUCAGGUCAAGGCUAGAGGUGACGGAUGAUCUUGAAAGAGUCAGCAAUGAAAUUGUGGACACCUGCUUGUAUAAGGGAAGCCGGGACAAUAUGAGUGUUGUGUUAAUCUGCUUUCCCGGGGCCCCAAAGGUAUCUCCAGAAGCAGUGAAAAGGGAGGCUGAGCUGGAUAAAUAUCUGGAGGGAAGAGUAGAAGAAAUCAUCAAAAAGCAGGGGGAUGAAGGUGUCCCAGAUUUGGUCCAUGUAAUGCGGACGUUAGCAUCUGAGGCCAUCCCUAACCUCCCACCUGGAGGAGAGCUGGCAAGCAAACGAACUGUUAUUGAAGCGAUGUACAACAAACUCAACCCCUACCGAAGUGAUGACACAGACUCUGCAUCCACAGACGAUAUGUGGUAACACAACCUCCUACCACUAACACAGCAUAGAGUUUACAAACCACCAUCCUCUCAAGACCCACAGCAGCUCAGCUCAGCAGUCUGUCUCUCCGUCACUCUGAGCUUAUGGUUUCUAAGAAGGGAAUUUCAUGGGAGGAGGAGGAGGAAGAGGAAGAGGAGUUGCAUGCACAGACCUGGAAUAGUGCAGCACCAGUCCACUCUGGAGUUCAGGAUCCCUACCGUCUUGUCUCCCCUUUUUUGUUCACCCACCUUAAUACUCUCCUCUAAAGUAAUCCAUAACAAGUCCACAAGGUCUUUUUCUUUUUGUUAAAUAAUCAGCUUAAGUAGUAAGAUUUUUUGCUGUAAUUAAUUUGAUUCACAUUUCCUUGUGUGUGUUUGUAUAUUUCUGUUUUUUGUGAAGUGCAAUUGUCCUGUACAAACAGCCUGUAUUUAAUGCAGCUUGAUUUUAAGUUAAAAAAUGAAAGAAAUGAAAAAGAGAACCUUUUAUGCACUAUCUGCCUUUUCCUGCUCUUCUGGAAUUGUAACAAAUGUCUAUUCAGUGAAUAUUUCUGCUUGUCCUCCAGGCACAAUGUCUCUGCGCUUUUAUUUUUCUUUAUUCUUUUUUUUUCAGCUAGUCUAUUCUCCUUUAAGAAACGGGUAAAUUGUAUAGUUGACAGCACAGUAAGCUCUCUAUAUCAAACCAUUUAAAUCCUAAUUAUUUUUUCCCUGUGCUUUUUUUUUUUUUAUUGUAUUUUAUUUUUGUAAGUGGUUUUCUGUACAUGCUCAAAUAAUAUUGGCAAAGGUGUUUCUCAGACAUUUUGGAAGUGUGAAGUGAAAAACAUUUUUUUUUUCCAUUUCCUCAAGGCAUCUAAUGAAAAAAGACCCCUGUAAAACACGUUUGUCUGUGCGAAUAGAUACUUGCAAGCGUGCGUGGGUGCUUGUGUGUAUGUAUGUGCGCACGUGUGUCAGUGUAAAGGCAGAUCUGUAUGUGCAACUCUAAUUUAAAUUUCGGUAAGUUGGCUCAGACAACAGACCAGUCUGGAGUUUAAGGGAAUUGCUCUCCCAAUGCUUAACCCAUCGUUUGCCCCUUUUUUCAGCCAAUGUUCCAUAUCAACCCGACAUAGGCUGUCACUACUUCUUAUUCCAAAAAGCUUUGGAUAACAGAGUUUACAUGCUGUUACGCUGUUUGAACAACUUCAAGCUAAAUAUCAGAACUUUACUGUAAGCUGAGAUGACACAAGUAGUUCAAUUUACCCAAGGUGUGCAGUGGUUUGCAGCUUAUCAGGUCCCGACUAGUUUACACAUCUGUUGUGUCAUAUUUAGAUAUCAAUUUCUAAACAUACAUUGUUACCAGUGCCCGCUGUGGGUGCCAUAUGAUUUAUAAUCACUCAUUUCAGCUUUAUGACAGCCUAUGCCAAGUUUUACGUUUUCAUGAGAUUCAGUUUUUGUAUGUGGUACAGAUAGAUUUUUAGCUUCUACCUUUUUAAAUAUCUGAUAAUUUGACUGAUGUGAACAGUUCAAGCACUGACUGUUUUAGAGAAAAUCGCCCAUGAUAGGAGAAACUGUUGACUCUAAAACUUAGCAAGACUAUUUUGUUUUCACAUGAUCUUUAUUUGGACAUGACACCAAGAACAAAUCUGCUAACCGCAACGAGUUCUCGCGGUUGUAUUUCAAAUUUUUUUUCCCAUCGAUUUUUCCCAUCUCAAAACUCUCCCCCACAGCACCACAAGCCAGAGCACAAUACAGUUUGCUGCUAUAGCGUAUGAUCUUUGGAUUGAUUUAUUAUUUAAUUUCAUUUUUCAGUUAAUUUCCCCCUCUGAAAAGAUCAAUAGACUAAAUCUGUAUUUAACUCACACACAGUAGAUAUAUUUCUUGAAGAGAAAUGGUUUUAUUUCAGAUUUAUUUUCUGCCAUUUUUUUUGUCUAAAAUUGCAUUGUUUGAAAUUUAUGUAUGUAUAUAUUUUUGACUUAAACUUUCAAGGAAUAAAUCAGUUGCUUGAGUUAGUUUUUUUGCCAUGGACAAAAUGUCAUUCUGGUUUGUCUCUGGAUGGUUAGUGGAAUUUGUGUGUGUCCCUGUAAACAAUUUGAUGUCCCUUUGAUUAACAUUGAACAGUUUCAUUUAAAUGCUACGCAAUAUUAAAGUUCAAAAUUUGCUAUAAUUUAUUAAUCAAAAUGACAAUCCUAACUAUUUCACCACACUGAGGUUUGUGGUAGGUAGCAAAUGAUUAAAUCUUUAACAAAACACAGACUUUGACUGUGAUCCUAAAUUAGCUGCUUUCUAAUAUGCUUUAGCUGCAAAAAAAAGCCAAAGACCAAGUUAGAUUUAUAAUGGCAAAGAAUAUAACACAAGAAGCAACAAUACAGAGAAGAUCCUAGCUGUUGCCAUGUAAAAGAUGUGUAAAAUGUUAAGUAAUUAGAAAGUGAUUUAUCUCAAGAAUUAAUUCAGGAUAAACUUUUAAAGGUACUCCGUGGAGUUUUUGACCACUGGUGGUGCUGUAGAGAAACGUUGAGUUGAGCGGGUUCUCACUCUACGAGCAGGAGGAUGAACAAAGAGGACGAAACCAGAAAACAACACGGAGCACAAAUCUGUUGACUGCGGGGGGCAGUAAUGUGAAUCAACAGUUGGUGUCAUGGUUGUGUGGCGUGAAAGUGUUAAUGAACUGAUAAAAGAUGAUAAAACUGCAAGCUUGUGCAAAAAUUGCAGCUUUAUGUUAUGCAAAGGGGAGCAUUGAACAUGUUCGUUAGGCCUUAAAGAUGCAGAAAAUGCACUUUGGUAAGAAAUGUUUGAAUUUUAACUAACUGUGUUCACAGUGGAAACUCCAUUGGGUACCUUUAAACAGUCACCACAGAAGUAACAUUGAUAACAAGUUAAAAGACUCGAGACUGUAAACAUAUCAAAUAGGAAUAUUAAUUUAAUUGUAUGUGUGAUGUGGUUUUACUGAAUAUACCUUUCCAUAAACGUUGAAAAAUAAUUUGAAUUCACCCCUUUUUGGUUUAAAUUUCAGUAUUGCAUGUCAAUACUUAUAAAACUACCUACUAAGGAACACCCUUCAAGUCAAUUUAUUCAGUGCGUUGGACAAAACUGUAUUAGUGUGUGUGAAGAUGCCUUUUUUUCUUUAGAUAGGCAGUUUAUAUUUGAUCUGUAAGCUGUUUUGUUUUGUGCUGCAUUGCUUGUAAUCGUUGAGUGCUCUAAAUGUCUCUCUUAUCAGCACCCAGCCGCUUGUUGCAAACCUGUCAGGUGCUGACUCUAAAAAGAAACAUUUCACGCAGUUUCUCUUUAAGGUUGAUAAGGAACAAACAACAUUUUCUUUGCAUUUCACAGCCAUCGAUAGGCCCUCAGCCCUGGACUGUCCUGUGUUGCCCCUGAAUUUAACAAUUCAGGAUCAAGUUCACUGACUAAUUACGCAUUUAUAUAACCAACUUGCUCCACAGAAUGGAAAAAUAGAGAAACUUGCUUUUUAAUACUCAAAAUUGCUGCAGCUGGAAUGUUAGCAGAUAUUAACAGUGGCUUGGCUGUGAUUUAUCACAUCUGGGUGUUUUGUUUUUUUGUUUUUUUUAAAAAAUCAUUACAAUUUCCAUCACAUCCCCGUUGCUACCCCAGCCGUCAUGAAAACUGAACAAAAAAAAAGAAAGACCCCAAGCAUCUGCUCCACUUGUUUUGCUUUUUCACGAACUGAAAUACCUCAUGACAUUUAUAGGAAGUGUUUUUGUCUUGUGUUAUGUAGAUUCAGACUGUUCCGAAAAGCAGUUCAUGCGUGGAGACUUUAAUGGAAGCGUUUUUUUUCUUGCGGCUCGCCCCCACAGAACUCAUGAUUUUAACACUGAUCUAUUUGAAUGGGAUACGUCUGUGCUCAUGUACAGUAUUUUAACAAGUUGUGCUGAUGUUAGGACAAAAAAGUGAUGAUUUAAGUGGCUACCGCAAAGGACAACUUUUUUGAUUUACUAGGAACACUAUUAGCCAUGUUGUAUAAGCUGCCCUCCACACACCACCCCACCCCCCAAAAAACGCCCCCGAAUGCUCAACUGUGUAAUUUAACUUGUCCACUUGUGUGAUGCUCACUUAGCUCAAAUCUAGAAUUGUAUUGAGAGUUCAGGGUUUUAGAAAUGUGAGAUGUGUGACUAAAUGACAAUAGUCAUAUGCACUGAUCAUUUGUGUAAUCAGCUUUUUUUUUUUCUUCUUUUCAGAAAAUUGUUAUUGUAGAGGAAAAAAAAGAUUAUAAAGCUAUUUACAGAGUUACCUUUGGUUGCCUGGAAUGCAUCCUGUAUAUUCUUGUACGGAGGACUACCUGGCAGAAGUUUGAAGAGAUUUUAAAUGCUUGCGCCCUCUUGUACAUAUUGAUGUACCUCAGUUGUGGCGUUUACUGUGUGACCCUUAGCAGUGGUGGUUCAUUUGUCGCCUCGCAGGGCGGCCUCCGCCUCACUUUGCUGACCUUUUUCAGCUCAUAAAUAAGCUCACCGAUUUGCCUUACCCAAUCUCAUGUUGCCCCCUAAAGUACUUGUUCAACGUAACACUAUGAGGAGGAGUGAUGCUGCUGACAUUGCUCUCUCGCAGAUUAAAAACUGUCCCCAUAUUAGGGUACUUAAGCUAUCAACAAAGUGACUUUGUCCUGGUUCUCACAAGGUACAACUUUUCAACCAUUGCUGGUUUGUAUGCCAUUUUCUUUUCCCCAUGUUACCUUUUUGAAUCUCGGUCUUGAAAGCUUAUUUAAUUUUUCACUGCAGAUGAUGUCAUACUUUUAACAAAUGCAAGUGUUUUAACAUGGUAACCUCGUAAGCAUUCAAAAUGUGCAUACAUACAUUCAUGUCUGCUAUAUUUAUGGUUACAUUCGAGAAUAGCUUUAGAGUGCUGUAGAUAAGUAUUGUCAAUGUUGAUUCAAAUGCUUCUCAGAGGCCUCUGUGAGUGAUUUUACAAAGUUCAAUAACUGUAUAUUUUGUAUUAUGUUCUAGCUCCAAAGGAAUGGCAGAAAAAAAAGAAAAUGUUUAAAAAAGCUUUGUUCCCUGAACUAAAUUGUACUAUUUGUGUUGUCGAUUGAACAAAUUGCAUUCCUUGCUUGUGAAUUGAUGCAUUUCUCUCCCUGCCCCUUAAAUCUUCUCCCCUUCUUUCCCUCCUUUCUUUCAUUUUUUAGCCUUUGAAGUUUGAAUAAAAUUUCUAGUUUGCAGAAUGUAUUACUAAAUAAAUGGGUUGUCAUCUUGUA